This is a messenger RNA of Kogia breviceps (pygmy sperm whale), 1170 nucleotides long. The record is from RefSeq and is a predicted model, not a curated record. NCBI's taxonomy places the organism in Eukaryota, Metazoa, Chordata, Mammalia, Artiodactyla, Physeteridae.
ACUCUCCUGAGAGGCGGCGACGCGCGCGCGGCCCGUCGCCAUUGGGCUGGCCUUGCGGAGGGGGGGUCGGCUCCGCCCGCACUUCUCGGCCUUUCCUGACUGCGGCAGACGGGAGGGGGCCAGAAGAGCCGGGGAGAGAGUGCGGCUGCGCAGUUCCAGAGGCGGCAGUGGGCGUUGCGGUUGCUGCGGUCUGGGCCCAGGGAAGGAUCGUGUUGGGAGCCGAGUUUUAAUUUUGUCUGCAAGGGACCUGGCCUAGUUAAGAGGCACUCUUGGCAGUCUUGUUUAUAACAUCACCGGGAAGUACUAGCCGGACAUGAGUGGCUGUCGAGUAUUCAUCGGGAGGCUAAAUCCAGCGGCCCGGGAGAAAGACGUGGAAAGAUUCUUCAAGGGGUAUGGACGAAUACGAGAUAUUGAUCUGAAAAGAGGCUUUGGUUUUGUGGAAUUUGAGGAUCCCAGGGAUGCAGAUGAUGCCGUAUAUGAACUUGAUGGAAAAGAACUCUGCAGUGAAAGGGUUACAAUUGAACAUGCUAGGGCUCGAUCUCGAGGCGGAAGAGGUAGAGGACGCUACUCAGACCGUUUUAGUAGUCGCAGACCUCGAAAUGAUAGACGAAAUGCUCCACCUGUAAGAACAGAAAAUCGGCUUAUAGUUGAGAAUUUAUCUUCAAGAGUCAGCUGGCAGGAUCUCAAAGAUUUCAUGAGACAAGCUGGGGAGGUAACCUUUGCGGACGCACAUCGACCUAAAUUAAAUGAAGGGGUAGUUGAGUUUGCCUCUUAUGGUGACUUAAAGAAUGCUAUUGAAAAACUUUCUGGAAAAGAAAUAAAUGGGAGAAAAAUCAAAUUAAUUGAAGGCAGCAAAAGGCACAGUAGGUCACGAAGCAGGUCUCGUUCCCGGACCAGGAGUUCCUCCAGGUCUCGUAGCCGAUCUCGUUCCCGGAGUCGCAAGUCUUACAGCCGGUCCAGGAGCCGGAGCCGGAGCCGGAGCAAGUCCCGUUCUGUUAGUAGGUCUCCUGUGCCUGAGAAGAGCCAGAAACGUGGUUCUUCAAGUAGAUCUAAGUCUCCAGCAUCUGUGGAUCGCCAGAGGUCCAGGUCCAGGUCCAGGUCCCGGUCAAGGUCCAGAUCCGUUGACAGUGGCAAUUAAACUGUAAAUAACUUGCCCUGGGGGCCUUUUUU